Panicum virgatum (switchgrass) is the source of this 1408-nucleotide messenger RNA. RefSeq lists its product as uncharacterized. The record is from RefSeq and is a predicted model, not a curated record. The coding region runs from base 128 to 1408 and encodes 426 amino acids. NCBI's taxonomy places the organism in Eukaryota, Viridiplantae, Streptophyta, Magnoliopsida, Poales, Poaceae. The transcript has 2 exons.
AGCUGGUGGAGUUCCACAAGCCAAAGCUAACCUGAAACACUUGGCAUUUGGCUAAAAGUAGAGGAAGCAUUAUUAUUCAUCCAAAGCUAAGAAACAGGUGGUCCUAGAGAUAGGAAUCUUGUGCACAAUGGAGAACUUGGUCAGGCUCUAUUAUGACUGGGAGAUUCGGCUGCUAGUGCUUCUAUGUUUUGCGAUACAGCUGUUCCUCUUCUUUACUGGUGGCCUACGCCGGCACAACAUCAAAUUGCACGUCAGGCUUUCCAUUUGGCUAGCGUAUUUGGGAGCAGACAUGGUAGCAGUUUAUGCCCUUGGCUACCUCUCAAGAAACGUGGAUGCCCACCCACUGGCUUUCUUCUGGGCACCCUUCCUCCUCGUCCACCUCGGCGGACAGGACACAAUCACCGCUUUUGCCAUGGAGGACAACAGCUUGUGGCACAGGCAUUUGUUGAAUCUUGGGGUGCAGGUUUUUCUUGCUGCAUAUGUUUUCUGGAAGUCAAUCGGAAGGCACAAUGUGGGGCUUCUUGUUUCAGGCACAUUUGUGUUUAUAGUGGGAGUAAUCAAGUACGGAGAAAGGAUAUGGUCUCUCAGGUGUGGGAAGUUUGGAAGCCUUGAGGAAUCCACUGGAGAUCAGUAUCAGUUGCCUUUUCCAUGGCUGGUUGAAAUCUUUGAGAAACUCUCUGGCCCUAUGGAAAGAGAGUUUACUAUGGAAAGAGAGUUUACUUAUUACGACACUGUUUGCUUGGGUGUGUGUUCAAUGCCAAUAGUCUUUUCUAUUUUUGUUUCUCGCAUGGGAGACGUACGGUUCAGGACUUUUAUCUAUAGAUUUCCUUGCAUGAAGCAGAACCUCAAGCUGUUGGAGAUUGGUCUUGGCAUAAUGUACGAUGAUCUCUACACCAAGGCUCUUGUGCUUAGAAAAAGGGGUGGCGUUAUACUUCGUUGCAUGACUCAUUUAUGUUCAUGGAUUGCAUUUACAGUGUUCUUCCUUGCAUGCGACAGAGGCUGGUACAGCAGAGUUGACAUAGCAAUCACCUACUUAUUAUUUGUCGGAGGGCUUUUCCUGGAAGUUUGUGGGUUGAUUAGUCUCAUGGCGUCACCAUGGACCUUGGCAUGGUUGAAGGCUCGUAGGCAUGAGAAGCUUGCCUGGCUUUCUUUGUCUCUUUUUUCCAGUGGCCUCAUUGGGCGGUGGUCAGAGAAAAGGCCACUGUGGUCCAAUGCAAUGGGACAGUACAACUUGUAUGGUUGGAUUGCGGACGACAGUGAGCAACACAAACCAAGGUCAUUUAGUCAACAAUGCAUGACCAUGGUCAUAAGGAUGGCCACAUUAUUUGGCGUUGAAAAGGAAGAAUUGUUCUGGAUCAGCAAGCUGUUGGACCGAGAGCACAUCAAGGUGGAUAGAGAGUACACCUGA